Cydia amplana is the source of this 2669-nucleotide messenger RNA. RefSeq names its product neurogenic protein mastermind-like. The record is from RefSeq and is a predicted model, not a curated record. The coding region runs from base 588 to 2669 and encodes 693 amino acids. NCBI's taxonomy places the organism in Eukaryota, Metazoa, Arthropoda, Insecta, Lepidoptera, Tortricidae. The transcript is spliced from 9 exons. Gene Ontology annotation, cellular component: nuclear speck; nucleoplasm. Gene Ontology annotation, biological process: positive regulation of transcription of Notch receptor target; Notch signaling pathway. Gene Ontology annotation, molecular function: transcription coactivator activity.
UCAGUUGAUGUUUGGCAAAAGGUUCGUUGAAGCGGACGCAAACACUGUUGAAUCUCUAAAAAUUGUGAAAUUCUGGUGUUUUCAAUAUAUUUUUGGACUAAAUAUAAAAUAUAGACUUAUUUAAAGUUCGCUAAUGAAUUCAUGAUAAUUGUUGGCGGUUAUAAACUCGAUUAUAGCAUAAAACUGUGAUUAGGAUGACUUCGUAAAUUGUUUCAAAACAUUCUAUCAUUUUGACAUGUUUCUCUAUUGUGUUAUGUGCAAUAACGUUUAAAACGAGUGCAACAAGUGAACCUCUCGAUUUUAUAUCGUUGGAAUUCUGAAAAUCUAGAAAGGUGGAAGUGCUUUUGGAUUGUUUGUGUCAUCAUGAAAGACGUGUUCAGGGAUUUAAGGACGAACUAUAGUUACUUUUUGAUAGUGUUAGCGCAUUUGCGUUGUAGUACCUGAGCGUUGAACAAGAAGGAGGAAGGUGCGGGCGGUGAGAAUGAAGCAGAGGUGAAGUAAGAGCCGCCAUCACCGUGGAGCACCUGGUGGGCGGCGGCGGCGCCGGCGGGCUGCUGCCCGGCGCCUCGCCCCAGCACCCGCCCAACAUGCUCCAGCCCAUGGAGGAUAUGAUCCUGCCACCCAAGCGCCAAGCUGUAGUGGAUAGGUUGAGACGAAGAAUCGAUGCAUAUCGUCGGCGACAGAACGAGUGCGUCCCUCGCUUUGACCAGUCAUUCACGGGCGCCUGCGAGCAACAGAACCUCGAGACGAGCGCGCUGCAGAAGCGUUUCCUCGAGGGCAAGGCCAAGAGGCAGGCCAAGAAGAGCGACCGCAAGCCCGACCUGCCCGCUAUCAGCGGGAACCUGCAUAGUAGCGUGCAUGUGCAACAAAAAUUCGGUUGCGGCGAUUACGAACCGCCGGCGAAACUGCAAUGCAGCGGUCUCGGCGGCGCCGGCGAGGCGCUCACCAAGUUCUCGGUGGAGAUCGUGCAGCAGCUCGAGUUCACCACCUCCGCCGCCGACUCGCAGCCGCAGCAGAUCUCCACCAACGUGACGGUCAAGGCCCUCGCCAACGCCGUCAAGACGUCCAACUCGCCGCCCCCGCAGGCCCCGCCGCGCGUGCCCACGCCGCUCGACUGCGACCGCGAGUGCAAAGCCGAGUGCAAAUCAGAAGUCGCCGAGGACGAAUUCGUCGGCCUAGACGAAUGCGCUGCAGCCUUAGAGCGCGAUGCCGCCUCCGCGUUCCCCGGGCUGGCCGAGCUGAUCGGGGAAGACGACGGCGACGAUACUUUCGAAGAUCUCAUUACUGAAAUUGCCGAGUAUCCAGAGUUUAUGAAAGAUUUCGAUCUGGACGGAAGCAGAUUCAACGGGCUGGGCAGCAUGGAGCCUCCGGAAGGCGAGCCCGCGCCGCGGUACGGCGGCACGAGCGGCGAGAUGUCGCCAGCCGCGCAGACGCUAAAGCACAUGGCGGAGCAGCACCAGCAGGCGGCGGGCGGCGACUGGCGCUACCGCGGGUACAGCGCGGGCGGCGGCCCGAGCGCCGGCCCCGGCGCCGGCGGCUACCGCCCGCGGCCUUCGCUCGACCACCUACACAUGUCGCAGCAUCAGCAGCUCCAUCUCUCGCAACCUCAUCAUAAUCUUCAGGUUUCCGCGGCUCAGCACAUGCAGGUGAGCGGCGCGGGCAGCGGGCACGUGUCCGUGGCGGCGCAGCAGGGCAUGUACGCCAACUUCCAACACCAACAGCCCACCUCGCAGCACCACCAAGGCGCUGGAAACGACUCAUACUCGAUGUCGCAGUCGCAGAGCAUGAACUUCUCGCAGGCGAUGCGGCCGCGGCCCGCGCACCCCGCGCAGGCCGCCGCGCAGCAACAGCAGGGCCCGCAGGCGCCUAUGGGUGUAGCCGCGGCGGGUAUCUCCCGCGAGCAGCAAGCGAAGAUGCUGCAGCAACAGCAGCAGCACAUGCUGCGCGCGCAGCAGCAGCAGCAGCAGCAGCAGAUGCGGCCGCCGCCGCCCGAGUACAAGGCGCGCUUCACGGGUCCCGUCGGGCCGGGCGCCCCCCGCCGCCCCGCGCCGCCGCGCGCCUACCCGCCGCACCUGCCGCGCCAGUACCCGCCCGAGUGGCGCCACGCCAUGCUGCAGCAGCACCAGCGCCAGCAGCUCCACCACCAAGGCGGAGGAUUCGGCAUGGGCGGCAUGGGCGGCGUGGGCGGCAUGGGCGGCAUGGGCGGCGCCACAAGCGCGACUAGCGCCGCGCAGCAGCAGCAACUGCAACUGCAGCACUCGCGCAUGCAACAGCAACUCUUGCAGCAACAGCAGCAACAGAGAGCGUCGAAUCAGCAGGCUCCUAUGACUCAUCUCAUCAUGCAGCAGAAUCAGAUGAUGAAUGUGCAAGGACAGAUGCCGAAUAUUCACAUGAACCAGAGUCAGAGCAUGUCGAUGCAGAGCGGCGGCAUGGCCGGCAUGGGCUCGCACGGCGCGCACGGCUCGCACGGCUCGCACGGCGCGCACGGCUCGCACGGCGGCAUGCUGCAGCAGUUCCCGUCGCUGCACGGCUCCGGCUCGUUCUCGGGCGCCACGGCCGACUUCAACCUGGACUUCCUCGACAACAUGCCCGCCAGCGACGCAGGCGGCCUUACCGCCCAGGAGCUGCUCAACUCGCUCGACAACUCCCUCUUCAACGACAUCCUGUAG